This is a messenger RNA of Ostertagia ostertagi, 393 nucleotides long. NCBI's taxonomy places the organism in Eukaryota, Metazoa, Nematoda, Chromadorea, Rhabditida, Trichostrongylidae. The record is from the annotation of a GenBank genome assembly.
AUGCAACCGAAUGUUCCAAGUACUAACACAAAUGGAACACCAGCACCGCAAGAAAGUUCUGCUUGGCCUGUCCCAGCAACAACUGGGAUGGUAUGGUCGCCGAGCUCCCAAGAAUCAGCAGUAUCGCAGUAUGCAGUUAAGAAUGAAGAUUACGCAGAACAGUUCCACUAUCAAAGGCUCGAAGAUGAGAGGAUGAGGGGUGCUCUGCUCAGUCCACCUCUUUCCGGUGAACAAUCACCUGCUGCGCUCUUCCCAAAUGCAGGAUUUCUUGCCCCUUCAUCUCAACCUCACUAUCCAGCCAAUAUUACUCCACCGGUCGAUAGCUGUGGUGUACAGGGAAUGAGAUCGACGUACUUCAUUUUCACGAAUUUUUUGUGCAGACGUGACGGAUGA